CCCUAAAAUACGAUAUCAUAGUUGUGUAAGGUUAUGUGAGGUUAUGUUAGAAAUUACUUCAACAAAGUGCCCCAUUAAAAAAUGACUACAUCAAGUGAAGAUGUUCUUUUACAAGUUCCACAAGUACGGUAUAAAAAAGGGGAUGGUACUUUGUUUCUAAUGGACCAAAGGUUAGCUUGGAUGGUAGAAAAUAGGGAUACUGUGUCGAUAUCUCAUCUUUACGCUGAUAUAAAAACACAAAAGAUCUCACCGGAAGGAAAAGCUAAAGUACAAUUACAAGUUGUUUUACAUAAUGGUACUACAUCUACUUUUCAUUUUAUUAAUCGUAAUGGUUCUCAAGCUCAGGCGGGAGAUAGGGAUCGUGUGAAGGAAUUGUUACAAUCCUUAUUGCCCAAAUUUAAAAGAAAAGUUGAUAGGGAGUUGGAAGAGAAAAAUAAAUUGCUGUCAACAAAUCCGGCUUUAUUACAACUUUAUAAAGAUUUGGUUAUGACAGAGGUGGUUACCUCUGAAGAGUUUUGGGCUCAACAUGCUACACAAUAUACAAAGGCUCAAAAUUUACAAACCCAAGAUAUAGGUGUUUCAGGAGCGUUUUUAGCAGAUAUCAAACCCCAAACAGAUGGUUGUAACGGUCUUAAAUAUAACAUAACUGCUGAUAUAAUUGAGUGUAUUUUUAAAACAUAUCCAGCUGUUAAAAAGAAGUAUGUUGAACAUGUUCCUGCAAAACUUACAGAGGCUCAAUUUUGGACAAAAUUUUUUCAAUCACAUUAUUUUCAUCGGGAUCGAAAGUACGCUGAAAGUAAAGAUUUAUUUACUGAAUGUGGCAAAAUUGAUGAUCAAGAGAUGAAAAAAGACAUUCAAAUUGGUGUUAAAGACCCUUUGGUUAAUAUGGUUGAAUUUGAAGAUAUAACACUGGAUGAAGGUUAUUGUACAGUAUCUGAUAAAAAUCCAACUACAACAGGAACAGUUAGUCAAGCGAUGAUUAAACGAUUUAAUCAACAUUCAAUCAUGGUUUUAAAAGCAUCAAAAAGCAAACCCAGUGAGAAUGUUCAAAACGGUACAGAUCCAGGCACGAGUUCAAAAAUAGCCAGAGAUGAAGAUGAAACGAAUAGUAACAAAGAAAAUGGUGUAGAACACGUUAGCAAAAAACAGAGGAUACAAGAAAAAAUAACUUAUGAUGACCUCGACACUGAAGUAGAUCGGUCAAUAAAUAAAGUUCCCCAAUUAAAUUUAUCAAAGGUAGAAAGAUAUUUGCAUGGUCCAAUUCCUGGAGCGGCAACUGAACAAUUAUCUUCAAACGAAGCGGCUGCUGUGUGUAGAAAUGUGAUACAAGAAACUAAACAAUGGUUCGUUAGACAACCUUCAGCGACUUUAGUAAAUCCAGGGGCUGCAGUUAGUGUUUUGGGCGAAUUAUCGCCUGGCGGGGCACUUAUGAGAGGAUUUCAAGAACAAUCUUUAGCACAAUUGGUUCCAUCUGAUACUGAAAAAGAGGUGAGAAAUCUUUAUUUGGCGUUAUGCGAAUUAUUGAGUCAUUUUUGGAAAUGCUUUCCACCAACGACCCCAACAGCUGAGCAAAAAUUAAUUAAAAUGCAUGAAGCGUUAAAUCGAUAUCAUGCUGUAAAGUUAAAACCAUUCGAGGAUAAACUUAUAAGGGAGCUCUCUCCAUUAUCUCAACACUUAACGAAACAUCUUAACCAACUUUUAAACGCGGCCUACCAAAAGUUUAAUAGUUUUCAAAAAAUGAAAACUCAUCAUCGGUAACUAAAAUGUUUUUCAUCUACUUUAUUUUCGCUUU
This is a messenger RNA of Onthophagus taurus, 1792 nucleotides long. It is a transcript of the gene Tfb1, whose product is annotated as Transcription factor B1. Gene Ontology annotation, biological process: DNA-templated transcription; nucleotide-excision repair. NCBI's taxonomy places the organism in Eukaryota, Metazoa, Arthropoda, Insecta, Coleoptera, Scarabaeidae. The record is from RefSeq and is a predicted model, not a curated record. Gene Ontology annotation, cellular component: transcription factor TFIIH core complex.